This is a messenger RNA of Oppia nitens, 1480 nucleotides long. RefSeq lists its product as uncharacterized. Gene Ontology annotation, cellular component: SCF ubiquitin ligase complex. The transcript is spliced from 2 exons. Gene Ontology annotation, biological process: SCF-dependent proteasomal ubiquitin-dependent protein catabolic process. Bases 125 to 1480 code for a protein of 451 amino acids. Gene Ontology annotation, molecular function: protein binding. NCBI's taxonomy places the organism in Eukaryota, Metazoa, Arthropoda, Arachnida, Sarcoptiformes, Oppiidae. The record is from RefSeq and is a predicted model, not a curated record.
AAUUGAUUGCCAUAUAUUUUGUACACAAUUAUAGCCAUAAAAUAUUUUGAAUUGAUUGACACAAAAACAAGACUUACUGAAGACUUGAUUGAAUUAAUGAAAAGUUUAAAAAUAACUGAAGAAAAUGACCACAACUUCAACAACAGUUAUGACAGCAAAAGUUUCGUUUGAUCGCUUCGGCGAUGAUUUGUGUCAACUAUUGCUUCAAUAUCUGCCAAUCGAUGACAAACUAAGACUGGAAUCGGUGUCCAAACAGUGGCAGUCAUUGAUAUUUAAUACACAAACGGAUCUCGAAUUUGAUUGGAAACUAGUGAAGAAUUUAUCUUUGGAUUCAUUGACUGAUAAACAAAUAAGUGGUUUGUUUGAAUAUAUUAUCAAAAAUUGUCCAAACAUUACAACACUAACAAUACGUGAUAUCUAUUUUUGGGAAAUUUUGUUUGACUUAUUGAUUAAAUACUGUUUACAAUUGAGACACAUAUAUCUGAUUCCUAAUACAACUAAUAUUCAGUGGCAGAUAAUUGAAGAUAAAUUUGAUCGUUUUUGUCGCCAAUUUGGCCAACAAUUGAUGACAUUUAAGUUUCAUAACUACUGUAAAAGCAACGAACAAUUCUUUUAUAAAUGUAUCGAUUGUUUGCCAAAUUUGAAGACAUUGGACAUAAAAUAUUGUGGUAUUUCUGAUAUUCAAUUCACUGAUAUAUUUACUGCCAAUAAGUCAUAUGUUUUGCCAAAAUCAUUGCAAUCAAUGUCACUAACACUGAAUAACUUUACGGCCACAUUGUUUGCUAAGUUUGCCGACACUUAUGGCCAACAAUUGACAUCUUUGGACAUAUUUAUUAAUUCUACAAAUUAUUAUAUAGAUAUUUAUGAAUCAUUGAUUACCGGUUUUUCACAAAUGAAACAAUUAAGACAAUUGACGAUUAAAUUUAGAAGAUUUUAUAUCGAUAAGCUGUUAUUGGCUACUAUUGGCCGCAACUGUCGCCAACUGAAAGCGUUUUACUUAUCAUACGACUACUUUAAAAUGGAUAUAAUUGGUCUCAUAAUUAAGACAAUCAAUAAACAUAUGUCACCGCAAUUGAAACGAUUAUCACUGAAGUCUUAUCAUAGUUAUGAUAACAGUGAUUUAAAACUGACCAGUGGUUCGUUAAAUCGAUUAAACGGAUUAACACAUUUGACACUUUGGUUUAAUGAUUUCUCGAUAAUUGGUGACCAGUUUUUCUGCGAUAUUCAUCUCAAUCACCCGCGACUUCAAUAUAUAAAGUGUAGCAAAGUGUCCAUUACUGAUGAGUCGAUCGCCGCUUUGGGACAGUUGGCACACCUGACUGAUGUCUACCUCUGGUUAAACAAUCUGAUGAAAAAUGAAUCCUAUAAUAAACAGCAUUUACUGAUUGGUACUAAAGUUAAAAACUUGUCUAUUAAAUACAUGAAUUCAUUUGAUAAACACGUGUUUAGUUGUGGCAAAUAUUUUGAUGGUCAUAAUUAA